AGCUUGGAUUGGGAAAUAGUGAAUACUUGGCUAUAUUCUUCAACCUUCUGUUACCAAUAUUCUAUGAGGUAGGUUAGUUGAGACAUAUCAAUGUUCUAAUGGAUCAACUUUACAACAAUAAUUAUGAAUUUCAACUUGUAGGUCUCAUUACUUUGAUAGUGUUUCAUAGUAAUCCAAAUAUCUUUCAGAAAUAAUUGCUUAAUCUUGUAUGCUUAAAAGAAAGUGAAAAUGCACAGAAAAUAAGUUUUAAACUUUGGUUAAUAAUUUUUAUAAACAUAUAAAUAAGUAAGUUACAUAUGUAUAAUCUGGCACUGUAAUGAUGUAAUGAGGAAUAAAUGACUUUGAUAACUAGCUGAUAAUUGCCUGUUAUCAUCAUUUUUUUUUUAAAUAAAAGGAAGUUAAAUAUGGAAGUGAUUGCAUGCAUAAUAGAUAAUAAAUGAAGGACUGUGUUCAAACUGUGUGAAGGAGAUAACGUAACAAAUUAUGGUGAAGCUUGAAAUGACAGGACAAUAGAAGGAGAACGUUGUUCUUUUAUUGUCCUAUCUUUUCCUUUCAAGCUUCAACCUACCUUGUUCCACCAUUUCCUUGCAUCCAUAAAUCAAGGCACAUUACUUAUUAGACUGAUCAAACUGAUGUUCUUCUCUUAAUAUAUAAACAAAAGCUUUGUACUAGUGCUCAACACAAUUAAUGAACUUUUUUUGAUUUAGAAUUUAUUUUUGGUAUGUUAAUGAAAUUAAAAAUAUUAAAGCAAAAGCUUUUUAGUAAUUUUAGUAGCGUUUUAAAUAUUUCAUUUAAUUUAAUAUAAAGGUUUUUAUAUUGGAAACUAAAGAUCAACAAAAUCUUUGUUUAGGUGUCAAUUAACUAUAUAUCGUUUGUUUUGUGUUAACAGUAUGCAAUGACUAACAUUAUUAUUCUCUUUGUAUACUUUCACAGUUUAAAUCGCUCAUUUUCACUAAAUAGGUAGAUAAAAAAUUACAAUGAAAGUGGUUUCAGCAAUUGAAAUUAAUUACACACAGAAUGACAUGCUUUAGCUUGAGUUAAAUUAAAACAGACACGUAUGCUUCAGCUUACAGACCCGUACGCUUCAGCUUACAGACCCGUACGCUUCAGCUUACAGACCCGUCUGCUUCAGCUUCCAUUUGAAUUACUCCCGGACUGAUUUCAUAUUUCUUAUUUCAUAAUUAUAAAAUAAUUUUCUUGAAACUAAUUAACCAAUCAGAUUCUUUAUUUUGAAGUUUGAUCCGGAACUUGUGCUUGUGUCCGCUGGCUAUGACUGUGCCGUUGGAUGUCCUGAGGUGAAUAUUUGUCAUUGAACUUUUUUAUGUCACAGAAGUCGAUUGAAUUUGCUGAGAUUUUGUUGUUCUGUUAAAAAUAAUGAAUAAUUUUUCUGCCAUGGAUAAAAUACUCCCCUGUUCUCAUUUUUCUUCUGAGAUUAGGGUGAGAUGGAUGUUACCCCCGCAUGCUUUGCACACUUCGUGAAUUUGCUAAUGCCCCUAGCUAAUGGAAAAGUGGGUCUCAUUUUGGAGGUAAUCUCAGACAUGUGGGUAAAAGUUGUAUUCCCCUGUAAAAAGAAAUAAUUUUUAUUCAAAUUCAUAUAUAAAGAAUUAGCUGUAAUAAAUUUAUUAGAACUUAUUAUUUUCAUUAGAAACAGAUCUGGUCUUCAAUUUUUUAUUUUUCUAUUGCUGUCCUGAAAUCGUUAGGGAGGCUAUAAUUUAAAGUCCCUGUCUGAGUCGGUGGCACUGAGUUUACGGGCACUUCUGGGAGAUCCAACCCCUAAAAUAGCACCAGUCUCAGCCCCAAGACAAAGGUAA
Molecule: messenger RNA, 1811 nt
Organism: Lymnaea stagnalis (great pond snail)
Lineage: Eukaryota; Metazoa; Mollusca; Gastropoda; Lymnaeidae
Source: the annotation of a GenBank genome assembly